UCUCUCGCACACAUGAAUUGGCCUCUGCUUUUCUUUCUUUCUUUGUUGUUGGUUUUUUAAAGGAUUCUGUCCUUUAGUUUCCCUUGUUUUAUUUUUUUCCUCAAAAGAAAAAAAACAAACAUUAACCGUAACAAACAGAGUUUGAUUGUUAAAAGAGCGCGUGUCUGAUUCGAAAAUGAAUUGUUAGUUGCAAAAGAAGAGAGUAGUAGAAGUGAUGGGUCGUCCUCCCAGUAAUGGCGGUCCUUCCUUUCGCUUCAUGCAAUAUGAGGUCACGGAGAUGGACGCUAUUUUGCAAGAACACCAUAACAUGAUGCCAGCUCGUGAGGUUCUUGUAUCUCUUGCAGAGAAGUUCAGUGAGUCUUCAGAGCGAAAAGGGAAGAUUCAAGUGCAAAUGAAACAAGUUUGGAAUUGGUUCCAAAAUAGACGGUAUGCAAUAAGGGCAAAAUCAAAUAAGGCCCCGAUGAAGUUAAAUAUAACACCUAUGCCUCGCGAUGAUUCAGCUGCUGCGAGGAGUGUGCCUCAACAAGUAGCUGCUCCUAUACCUGAUGCUGUGCCAGCCACUACAUCUACUUCUUCAGAAUCACAUCCAAGCGUAUGGUCUGGCACGCACAUACACCCCAUGUGCUUGUCUGCUGGUGCCAGAAGGGCAACUUCAGAAAACUCUUAUAUGGAAUUUGAAGCCAAAUCUGGUAGAGAUGGUGCAUGGUAUGAUGUAGGAACCUUCCAAUCCCAUAGAUACUUGGACAAGGGGGAUCCGGAAGUAUUGGUUCGGUUUGCUGGUUUUGGACCUGAUGAAGAUGAGUGGCUUAAUGUUUGCAAGCAUGUCAGGCAGCGUUCUCUCCCUUGCGAAGCAUCGGAAUGUGUUGCAGUUCUUCCUGGAGACCUCAUACUCUGUUUUCAGGAAGGCAAAGAUCAAGCUCUGUAUUUUGAUGCUCAUGUUCUUGAUGCACAAAGACGAAGACAUGAUGUAAGAGGUUGCCGUUGUAGGUUUUUGGUGCGUUAUGAUCACGACCAGUCUGAGGAAAUUGUGCCGCUAAGGAAGAUUUGUCGGAGGCCUGAAACUGAUUAUAGGCUGCUACAACUUCAUGCUGCAAAUGACUCAGCAGAAACUGACCAGCAGAAAACUAGUGUAGAUCCCUCCAUAGCAAGUACCCUGAGGGUUGCUGCUUCUGCCACAGAAACAAUGCUGCAGCAGCAACAUAACACAGGUGUAGCAGCUCCGGUUUCCCAAGCCAAUGUUUCUCAACCUGCCAAAACAAUAAUUGCGGAGCCAAAAGAGGCUGCAACCGUCAGUGCUGUCGAUUCUGGAAAUCCUAGUUUCAUCUCCACUGCUGUGCUUCCCAGCGUUGCGGCUACCGCUGCUGUGUUGGCGAGUGGAAUGGCUAUGAGUAGCGGCCCUGGUGGCUCUGGAGAGAACAUGCAGGGAAUUAAAUUGUAGUUUGAUGUACCUUGAUUGUUGCUCUGUUUCAUGAUGAGCAGCUACCUUUCCCCACAAUUGGAGAGGGGACAUGAUCCACUAGUAAUGAUACAGUAAAGUUUAUUCCGGUCCAUGUACAAGAAUCGCAACCAAAUAUUAGGAAUCUGAGUCUAAUUUUAUGAACUUCCUGGGCCUUUAUUAACAAGUAUACAUCUUUUCUUUCACCAA
Messenger RNA from Populus nigra (black poplar), 1645 nucleotides. Its product is annotated as protein SAWADEE HOMEODOMAIN HOMOLOG 2-like. The transcript has 10 exons. Lineage: Eukaryota; Viridiplantae; Streptophyta; Magnoliopsida; Malpighiales; Salicaceae. The coding region runs from base 215 to 1438 and encodes 407 amino acids. Gene Ontology annotation, molecular function: DNA binding; chromatin binding. The record is from RefSeq and is a predicted model, not a curated record.